AUGGGGUCGGCUCUUGGACGGACUAAGAAGGGCGUGUCUCGCCAGCAGUUGGUGUCUCCAACAUUGCACGGUCGCGGGAGAGGCCGUGGAGCGAAAGUGGGGGAGGCGGAAAGACUGGCAUUCUAUGGCGUCAAUUAUGCCCAGUUACGGUCAAUCCUGCUCAAGCCUGCUCUGUUUUGCUCAACAUGCACCAUGUGGGGUCACCAACGGCGAUCAUGGGCGGUAAAACAUGACAGGAACCAAUUGCAAAGGACGAAGAACCACAAUGGCUCAACGACGCAGGGACACGACAGAAGAAAGACCGAACUCUUCGUUUCAUCCGUGAGUUUCGACGGGGUUUCUCCACAAAUACCUCAUGCGGUAAGUUCCUCUUGCCCGCUUGCCAGUAUAGUGUGUGCUUUGGCACACACACUAAAGCAAAUGUCGAACCAGCCAGAGAGGGGGCGUCAAUUGAUGCGGGGGGGGGGGAUCUUAAUAGUUGCACAUUCCCGAUUAGGUAAUUCUGUCACUCGUCUCAUUAAAGAUUGCGUCAGGGCCGAACAAAUGCGACAAAACGCCACCAAAUGCGGCGUUGUUCCUGUUCGACAGCGACAUUUUGUGGACCCCGCGUCAUUGUCCGAUGCGGCGGACCAUGCCGCAAAAAUGUUUUAUUUUUGUGGGGAAGGAUGUGCUGGCCGGACUAAAUAUUUUCCAUCAUCUGCGGCGUUGUUGAGGGAGAGAUCUCAAAUAGCCAUAUCGGAUUAUUCAAAGAAUGCUUAUGCAAAAAUUACCCCAACUUUUUUUCCUCGUAUACUCCAAUUGGAAAUGAUUUCUAUGGUAUUGUCAUGA
Messenger RNA from Zygotorulaspora mrakii, 828 nucleotides. RefSeq lists its product as uncharacterized. The transcript has a single exon. Lineage: Eukaryota; Fungi; Ascomycota; Saccharomycetes; Saccharomycetales; Saccharomycetaceae. Bases 1 to 828 code for a protein of 275 amino acids. The record is from RefSeq and is a predicted model, not a curated record.